Messenger RNA from Amorphotheca resinae ATCC 22711, 693 nucleotides. RefSeq lists its product as hypothetical. The record is from RefSeq and is a predicted model, not a curated record. The transcript has a single exon. NCBI's taxonomy places the organism in Eukaryota, Fungi, Ascomycota, Leotiomycetes, Helotiales, Amorphothecaceae. The annotation marks the transcript as partial.
ACGACGACCGCCACACCCCCCUCAUUCGCUCUUUUUACAAACCUCCCACGAGAGCUUCGUGAGCAAAUAUGGCGAGAAACUCUACCCACGGAUUCCGGAUCAACUCUAUUUCCUUACAGAAAAGGUUGUUGGACAGUACGUGACCCCGCCAAAGGCGAGACAGGGUUCGAACCAGGAUUCCCAGACCAUUUAGAGCUGCUCUUUCUAUAUGAAUCCCUAGACAAACUUCACUUCGACAUACCGAUCUUCUUUGUCAACUCUGAAGCUCGCGACAUCGCCACAACUUGGCUUCGCGAGAAAGGCCUCGAAGUUAAAGUCUAUCCAGGACCGGUGCCCCGGCAUCAACAACCAUGGUGCACCUUUGCGCGAACCUUCAGACCACAUCGCGAUAUAUUAUACGUGCCAGACGGCAAAUCCGCCGACUUCUAUAGUGAACCUAUCGACUGUAUCACUCAGCCCAAGUACGAUGGCUAUAACUAUAACACUACAUGCGAAGUUAGCAGGCUUGCUAUCUCGGAGACAUUAUUCACAGAGGGCAUUUUUCUUGAAGAACUAUUGCAGUUCUGGAACUAUCGGGUCAAAGAGCUAUUCAUCAUUGUUGGUCCGCAGCCAGAGGAAGCAUGGACAGAUAGUGAGGAUAGCAUGCUAGCACGGUGGGAACUCGAAAGCUGGAACGGUGGAUCCUAUCGAUGG